Molecule: messenger RNA, 6042 nt
Organism: Diprion similis
Lineage: Eukaryota; Metazoa; Arthropoda; Insecta; Hymenoptera; Diprionidae
Gene: Lrp4
Product: low-density lipoprotein receptor-related protein 4
Exons: 24
Coding region: 109-5937 (1942 amino acids)
Molecular function (GO): calcium ion binding; protein binding
Source: RefSeq, a predicted model, not a curated record
UCGUACGAAGGCCCCGGCGGGUUUGGGUACAACGUACCCGGUGGCAGAAACCACGUUUCCCAAAAAUCGCACCCCCAGCUUCCCGGUGGGUAUCAUGGUCCGGCAAGGAUGCCCGUCUCUCAACCGGAUGCUGAGACGUACGAGGCUUCCAGCGACGUGAAGGUCAGGAACGGUGCGCCAGUCAACGGUCUCUAUGGUCAAAGCCGUCAAGGAGUUGGACGAGGAAUGGAUUCUGACCGAGGACGAGGCGGUUUCGGCGAUAUUUACGGGGGAAUGGGGGCUCGAGGCAUGGACGAAACAUACGUGAACCCGGAUCGAAUGCGCGUGCAUAACGGACUCCAACGCGGCCACGGAGUAGAAGCAAAUCCUAGCAUCGAAGGACACUUCGGAGCCGGUGGACGGACUUUGAUCCACGAAUUGGAGGACGAAAGCGAUCUUACCGGAGAGUACCUACUGCCCUGCGGAUGGCAGUGCAAAAGAAGCGAGUUCCUCUGCUUGCAGUCCUGCACUUGCAUCCCGUUGAGGAGUCGCUGUGACGGAGAGAUAGACUGCGAGGACUUCCAAGACGAGCUGGAUUGCGACAGCGGGUCAGGAUAUGGAGGAAGCGCGGAAUGCGUAGGUGAAACUAAAAUUCGUUGUCCAUUAUCUGGCAAGUGUAUUUCCAGAGAUUGGCUUUGCGACGGUGACGACGACUGCGGUGAUUUUUCCGAUGAAAGCCACUGUGGGACAUCUCAAAAUUGCACGGAGGACCAAUUCGAGUGCAAAAAUGGCCUCUGCGUACAGCGAGCUUGGCUUUGCGAUGGGGAGAAUGACUGCAAGGAUUUCUCUGACGAAGUCAACUGCACGAAAAAAAUGGAAUGCACAGAGUAUGAGUUCAAGUGUCAGGACGGAAGUUGCAUCUCUUUGAAUUGGCAUUGCGACCAAGAACUAGACUGUAACGAUGGUUCCGAUGAGGUGAACUGCGAAAAAACCGGUGUUAGUUGUGGCAGCAAUGAAUUCCAGUGCGCUUAUCCAAGAUGUGUGCGACACGAGUUCCGCUGUGACGGUGAUGACGACUGCGGUGAUGGAAGUGACGAGAAGGACUGUCCUGGGCCAUCAACAACCAGCUGCAACGUUAAUGAAUUUCGAUGCUCUGGGGGCAAGUGCAUCAGCGAAAAAUGGGUAUGUGACAGAGACAAAGACUGUGACGGUGGUGAGGAUGAGGAAAUGUGCAAUCACCCGACACCUCGGGGAUGUUCACCUCACAAUGAGUUCACAUGCUCCACCGGUACCUGCGUCCCGCGAUUGUGGGUAUGCGACGGAGUUCCUGACUGUCCGAAUGGUGAAGAUGAACAAGGAUGUGCAGUGAGUUGCGAGGCGACCCAGUACUUGUGCAACCCGCCACAAGUAAUCAAUGAUACAUCAAUUGCUGCUACUAAUUCGCCCCAACCAUCAUCGACGCAACACAAUCACCGAUACUGCAUCGCGAUAAAACACGUCUGCGACGGUACAGCCGACUGCCCCGAUGGCGAUGAUGAACUCGACUGUCCGAAGAAGCGCAAUUGCACUGUGGCAGACAAGUGCACGCAGCAAUGCAUCUUGACGGUAGAUAACAAACCAGCCUGUGCUUGCCAGCCCGGGUACAAGUUGGGGAAAGACAAUGCGACCUGCGAAGAUAUCAACGAAUGUGAAUUCGAACAAGAUCCUGUUUGUAGUCAAACUUGCAACAAUACCGUGGGCUCGUUCGUCUGCAGCUGUAUGGCCGGUUACGUCCUUCGACCUGACCUCAGGACCUGCAAGGCCUUAGGGGCAAAUCCGACACUCCUUUUUGCGAACAGGGUUGAUAUCAGACAGGUCAGUCUCAGCAAUUCCAAGUACACAGCUAUCCUGAAGGGGUUGCACAAUGCUAUUGCUUUGGACUUUCAUUAUAAACGAAGCACUGUUUACUGGUCCGAUUUAUCCAUGGAUGUCAUACGGAAGGCAUAUAUAAACGGAACUGGUGCCGAAGACGUUAUUCGUUGGGGCCUGGAAAGUCCAAGCGGCGUUGCUGUCGACUGGAUUCACAAUCUUCUGUUCUGGACUGACUCUGGAACGCGUAGGGUGGAAGUAAUAACUUUAGACACAACAAUGCGGCACGUCCUGAUAUCCAGUGACCUUGACAAGCCACGGGCCAUUGUUGUUCAUCCAAACUACGGAUACGUUUACUGGACGGACUGGGGUCCGAAUCCAAAGAUCGAACGUGCAGACAUGGACGGCUCAGGCAGAGUCGCUUUUGUUACGGAGUCAAUAUUCUGGCCAAAUGGACUAGCGAUAGAUUACACGUCCGAUCGCAUCUUUUGGGCAGACGCGAAGCAUCAUAUUAUCGAAUCUGCUCACCUUGAUGGAUCGGAUAGGAAGAAGGUCAUAAGCAAGGGCCUUAACCAUCCCUUCGGUAUCACCAUAUUCGAGGACUACGUGUACUGGACUGACUGGCACUUCAAGAGCAUAUCCUCUGCGAAUAAGGGGAACGGUGCUGGAUUCAAAACUAUUCAUUCCGGUCUUCACUUCCCGAUGGACGUGCAUAGCUAUCAUCCCCAACGGCAACCAGAGUAUAAAAAUCGGUGUGGUAACAACAAUGGAAAAUGCUCACACAUGUGUCUCCCAAAUAGUACUGGUUACAGUUGCGUCUGUCCUGUGGGGUUGAAGAUUAAACGUGAUGGCAAGAACUGCGCUUCGACUCCUGACAAUCUUCUGAUAUUCGCAAGAAAGAAGGAUCUCAGAUUACGGCCAGUCGAUCAAACUGCAAGAGGAUUCGACACUGUCAUUCCAGUCGAUCAUAUUCAGAGCGCUGUCGCACUUACGUGGGACAGUGAUGAAGAUACUAUAUACUGGACAGACGUCGAAGCAGACACGAUAAGCCGGGCGUACUUAAACGGCACUAAUCAAAGCGUCAUCAUCAGUCAUAACUUAGAAUCUCCGGCUGGUUUGGCUAUGGAUUGGAUAACGCACAAGUUGUAUUGGACCGACGCUGGUACUAACAGAAUUGAGUGCUCAAAUUUAGAUGGAUCGAUGAGAACUCUAUUGGUGUGGAGGGGGCUUGACAAACCGAGGGACAUCGUGGUAGACCCGACUGUCGGAUAUAUGUACUGGAGUGACUGGGGUGAAAAACAGAAAAUAGAGAGAGCCGCGAUGGACGGUAGUGACCGCAAGAUUCUCGUGAGUAAAAACUUGACAUGGCCAAAUGGAUUGGCAAUUGACUUUGAAAAGAAUCGGCUCUACUGGGCAGACGGUGGUACCAAAAGAAUCGAGUACUCUGACCUGAAUGGCAAAGGCCGAACCGUACUAAUCUCCACUGACUUGCCACAUCCCUUUGGUUUGGUGAUUUUCAAAAAUAAAAUAUUUUGGACCGAUUGGGACACGCAGAGUAUUCAUCAAGCAGAUAAAAACGACGGUUCUAAUCGGAGCGUGGUUAGAUCAGGAAUUUCCGGUCUCAUGGAUGUCAGAGUAUUUCACCGUCAUCGAAAGACUAUCAACACACCUUGCAAUAAGAACAAUGGCAAUUGUUCGCAUUUAUGUUUGCUGGCACCCGCUCCCCGGUUAUAUAAAUGCGCGUGUCCAACUGGUCUGGUUUUAGCGUCAAAUGGAGAGACGUGUCCUGAUAUGCCGAGUGAAUUCCUGGUAAUCGCUCACAGAGAAGACAUCAGAAUAAUAUCUUUCGACGUCAACUACGCCGUGGACAUAGUACUGCCAAUAGAGAAUCUAAAAAAUGCAAUCGGAGUGGAUGUUGACAGGCGAACUGGUGAUCUAUAUUGGACAGAUACCGCCGAUGAUCUCAUAAGGAAAGCAAGUUUUAAUGGAAGAAUUGUAAAAACGAUAAUCAACAAUGGAAUCGACAACGCUGACAGUUUGGUCGUAGAUUACAUAGGCCAAAAGAUAUACUGGACAGACGCUGGACUUAACAGCAUCGAAGUUGCUGAGCUCGAUGGUAUAAACAGAAAGGUUCUGAUUUGCUCAGGACUCGAAAGUCCUCGAGCUAUCGCUCUGCACUAUCCUGCUGGGCUUCUUUUCUGGUCUGAUUGGGGUCACAACGCCCGUAUAGAACGUGCCAAUAUGGACGGCGAACAGAGGAUGACCGUAAUAGCCGAUGACCUUAUCUGGCCGAAUGGUUUGUCAGUGGACCUAAUUGGGAAUAAAUUGUACUGGAAUGACGCUAAGAGAAGCGUGAUUGAAAGCGCCGAGCUUGAUGGUUCGAAUAGAAAGGUUCUUAUCCACGGUGUUCGACACCCUUAUGGGUUGACACUGACCAAGGACUUCGUUUACUGGAGCGACUGGCACACGAAAGCCCUACAUCGUGCGAAUAGAACGACGGGAUCUAACGAAACGAUAAUAUUAUCGAAAAUGGAGGGAAUCAUGGAUAUCCGCUCAGUCAGCAGUGAAGAUCUUUACAUCGCUGAGAACGUAUGCGAGAAAAAUAAUGGCGGAUGCUCGCAUCUGUGCCUUCGCAACCCGAAAGGUUACUCCUGCGCUUGUCCGACCGGGAUCCUUUUGAACGAGGAUAAAAAGACGUGCAAAUUGACCCCGACAAACUUCCUACUGUUCGCAACUAGGAAAACGCUCGCCAGGGUGUCGUUCGACACGCCAGAGAUGUGGGACGUGACUUUACCAAUCAGUGACAUUCACAAUGCAAUAUCCGUCGAUUUUCACUGGGAAAAACAAAUUAUAAUUUACUGCGACGUAAAUCUGGAUAUAAUUAGGAGUGUCAACAUCCAAAAUCUGUCCGACACUCGCGUAAUCAUAAACUCCAAUCUCACUACACCGUCGGGUUUGGCCGUUGACUGGGUCGCUAACAAUCUUUACUGGGCUGACACCACCAGGAAAGUGAUCGAAGUUGCCAGGCUGGAUGGCAGCAGUCGUAAAAGAGUCCUGGAAAAACUUGACGACCCAAGAGCGCUUACCGUCUUCCCGGCAAAAGGAUACAUGUACUGGACCGACUGGGGUGAACAUCCCAAAAUUGAAAGGUCGUAUCUGGACGGUUCGAGUAGGAAAGUAAUCAUUUCUUCGGACUUGGGCUUUCCAAAUGGGUUGGCUCUUGAUUACGAGAAAAAAAAGUUAUACUGGGCCGAUGCCUUGAAGGACCGAAUCGAGACGUCCGAUUUACACGGGCAAUACAGGGUCCAGCUGGUACCGGAAGCGACUCAUCCUUUCGGCUUGACGCAAUACGGGGAUCACAUCUACUGGACGGAUUGGUACAAGAAAGCAGUGGAACGAGCUGACAAGACGACUGGAAAAAAUCGAAUUGAGAUUCGAACUGCGCUGGACGGAGUAAUGGAGAUCAAAGUCGUCUCUGCCGCAAGACAAACCGGAUGGACUCCUUGCGCCGUGGAAAAUGGCGGCUGCAGUCAUUUGUGCUUCUUUACGCGAAAGAACUACGUCUGCGCUUGUCCGGACGUUAAGGAUUCCAAGCCUUGCUCGACGGUACCGAGCAGAGAAGUCCCGAUUAGAAAACCAGGGACAGAAAACGAUCCCCCGGAGGAGGAUGAUGACGAGCCAACCAUGUCGUCUGUCCCAACUCUUGUACCUCGGAAGCCGCAUCACGAUAUCACCGGGAGAUUCCCAAAACUUUCCCCUAGUAAUACAAAUUUCACAUUGAAAACGGUGGUAAUUACGAUAGUCGUGAUGGUCGUUAUGAUAAUCGUCAUUUUAAUCGCCAUCAUCCAUCUUCUGUGCCAACGCAAGACAAAACAGAAAAAAUACUUGUACACCGGAAGAAGUGUCCUUACUUUUUCCAAUCCAAACUACAACGCAUCAAGCGGCGACGUAGGCCCGAGCAAUUCGCAGCAAGACAAAAAAUCGUUCAUCUGGAAAAGACUGAAAUACGACAAGUCGCAGAAAGCUAACACAUCCAAAGUUGAAUGCCCAAUCAAACUGCAACAUUUGCCACUUCACUUUAUACAAAUGAAUGAAACAGAAACCACCUAGCGCCUAAGCUAUCCGCUACGUAGUAUUUUAUGCGCAACCUUCUAUGUUAGGUAAAUGCAAAAAAAAACAUAAAUUUUUCAUUCUAUUUCCAAAGUUUUCACCGUC